Teleopsis dalmanni is the source of this 1059-nucleotide messenger RNA. It is a transcript of the gene Snup, whose product is annotated as snurportin-1. Gene Ontology annotation, biological process: snRNA import into nucleus. Gene Ontology annotation, cellular component: nucleus; cytoplasm. Bases 1 to 1059 code for a protein of 352 amino acids. The transcript has a single exon. NCBI's taxonomy places the organism in Eukaryota, Metazoa, Arthropoda, Insecta, Diptera, Diopsidae. The record is from RefSeq and is a predicted model, not a curated record.
AUGCAUAGCGAUUUAUAUAAAAAAAGUUUACGGAAUGAAGACCUGCAGGAAGAGAGACGCAAUAAGCAGUUACAGGAGCAGAAGCGCCUUCGAACUGCCCUACAAGACGAACAUCGUCAAAUUUCAAAUGUUGACAUUGCAGAAGAAAUUGAAUUGCCGAAGCGUUAUUUUGACAGCCGGCGGAAUAAGGAGUUUACAAAAAUAAGGCCAAUGGAUUCGGAGUGGUUGUGGCAGCGACCUAGUGAUUUACAGAAUUGGCUGAUAAUGCCGUACCCAAAAGGACAGCGUUGCAUACUUAUUGCUGAAGGCGCAUGCACUAGAAUCUAUACCAAACGCGGUAAACUGUGUUGUAUAUUGCAUACACGAUUUCCUGGUGAUUUGAUGAAGCCAGGAAGCGGGACCGUUGUCGACUGCGUAUACAGCAGAGCAGAUAACACAAUUUAUGUCAUAGAUAUGUUGGCAUUCGGUACUAAUGAUUUGGUUAACUGUGAAGCGCAGUUCCGGUUCUUCUGGUUGAAAUCGCGUUUUCAAGAUUAUGAAAUUGACUUGGACAAUGAUAAAGGAGGCAAGAAAAUUGUUUUACUAGAUAAAUAUGACUUCGCAUAUAUCGAUAGUGUUGAAGAGACAGUGAAACGCUUUCCAUACUGGCCUGAUAAUAAGCCAAAAUUGGACGGUUUCGUUUUUUAUCAUAAAGAGUCGAGUUACGUCUUCGAGCGCACACCGCUAAUGUGUUGGUUGUUUCCUUAUAUGAUAACUGAUGUGCUAGGUAUUCCAAGCAGCAUAAGGUACAAAAAACCUACGGAUUAUAUAGGAGCAACUCAAUAUAUGCAUUUUCUGAAUGAAAACGAAAUGAAAAAAAUUAAAAGAAAUAACGAGAAAUUAAAGUCUGAACCUAUGGAUGCUUCACUUCUAAUAGAAAUGAGUGAAACAAGUGACAUCGAGGUAGAUAGUUCGGUAGAAUUAGUGCCAAACGAUAUAUGUACAACAGGUGGUAUGGAGUUGGACAGUUUGGAAGAAAUGUUAGCAGCUGAACGUAGUUUAGAAUUGGAGGGAAAAUAA